AUGUACAAGGAAAAUAUUCUUACUAGUAUGAGAAGAACACAGGAGACAACACCGCAGGACACUUCUGGCACCCUGUACGGCUGGUCAACAAGUGGAAGGCGCAGGAAGAAGGUGUGGAAGCCACCUCCAUUCACAGCUUUAAGGCCAGAUUCAACAAACAAUUUGAAUAUCGGAAUAGUUAUAACGCAACAGACAUUUACAAGCCAACAAAACCGAAAUGUUGACAGACAUUUACAAGAAUUAGGACCAUUAACAAGUACGAGCCAUUUACAGGAAGAAGCUCCCACGCUGGAGAACCAUUUACAGAUAAGGUAUCAGUCCAGAGGUAUCAGUCCAGAAGUAUCAGUCCAGAGGUAUCAGUCCAGAGGUAUCAGUCCAGAGGUAUUAGUCCAGAGGUAUCAGUCCAGAGGUAUCAGUCCAGAGGUAUUAGUCCAGAGGUAUCAGUCCAGAGGUAUUAGUCCAGAGGUAUUAGUCCAGAGGUAUCAGUCCAGAGGUAUCAGUCCAGAGGUAUCAGUCCAGAGGUAUCAGUCCAGAGGUAUCAGUCCAGAGGUAUCAGUCCAGAGGUAUCAGUCCAGAGGUAUCAGUCCAGAAGUAUCAGUCCAGAGGUAUCAGUCCAGAGGUAUUAGUCCAGAGGUAUUAGUCCAGAGGUAUCAGUCCAGAGGUAUCAGUCCAGAGGUAUCAGUCCAGAGGUAUCAGUCCAGAGGUAUCAGUCCAGAGGUAUUAGUCCAGAGGUAUUAG
Molecule: messenger RNA, 738 nt
Organism: Procambarus clarkii (red swamp crayfish)
Lineage: Eukaryota; Metazoa; Arthropoda; Malacostraca; Decapoda; Cambaridae
Source: RefSeq, a predicted model, not a curated record